Molecule: messenger RNA, 6451 nt
Organism: Osmia lignaria (orchard mason bee)
Lineage: Eukaryota; Metazoa; Arthropoda; Insecta; Hymenoptera; Megachilidae
Product: guanylate cyclase 32E
Biological process (GO): receptor guanylyl cyclase signaling pathway; cGMP biosynthetic process; protein phosphorylation
Cellular component (GO): plasma membrane
Molecular function (GO): ATP binding; protein kinase activity; adenylate cyclase activity
Source: RefSeq, a predicted model, not a curated record
ACGGAGUAGCGUCGGUGACUGUGAAUGGAACGACGACGCCGACGGCGACGACGCUCGACGUACGAACGCUACGAGGGAAAGAGGACGAGCUGAGAGAAGUCAGUCUGGCCGCGCGCGCCUACGAUCACUGUCGACCGCCGGUUUCACGUCGUUUUUGUCGCACCGGCGCGGCGGGACGAUCGUUUCGAUUUCAAUCGUCCUAUCCUACCAAUUUUCCACAAUUUUCACGCGAGUUUCAUCUAACUUUCGUUUCCAUCAUUUUCCAAGUUAUUACAAUUUCAAGCAUUUUCUUUAUUCCCGUGCUAAGAUAUACAGAACUGAUGAAAGAAUAAGUAAAAAGAAAAUAUAGUCGGCGUCGGUGGUUUUCAUUUCUUUGAUUUACCGUCGCGAUUACGGGCUACAUUCUUGCACGCUCUGUAUCGCGUGGACCACGCGGCAAGCCGCGAAUUUCAAUUACGAGAUUCUAGUUCGUUGCCACCAGGAAUGCUUUAAUUCCUUCACCGUUAUCGCGAUCGACGCCUGUUCCAUUGCCGUUGUUGUUCCAUGGACAAGCUCUCAACGAGCUCUUUUCUAGGAAUGAAAUUCCAUGUGUCGGUCCAGUUGCUGGUGUUCGACAACGCUUGAGCGGAGGCUGCUCGUCUGGCAAGAAAGUAAUUAAACGGGAAUACAACGAACGAGGUUUCGUGACUGGGCAUGCUACUGGCAAACGCGGAGAGGGCUUGUCUGUUACUAACGGCGAUCCACGUUUUACUCGGUGAUAAGGGCACCGACGCGGAGACCUUCACCCUCGGCUACAUCACCGGGUCGAAGAGACGUCCAGGGGACUUGGAGUAUCAGCGUCCUGGUUACCGGAUAUCCGGCGCUAUAUCACUCGCCGUAGAAGAGGUGAACGCGGGCGAGCUAGGUCGACGCGGACACAAGCUCGAUUUCCUGGUCGCGGAAACUUAUGGCGAGGAGGAGACCAGCAUCCUGAUGACCGCUGAUCUCUGGACGAAGAACGUCAGUGCUUAUAUCGGGCCCCAGGAAACCUGCGUUCACGAGGGUAGAAUGGCAGCCGCCUUCAACCUCCCCAUGAUAUCUUACUUUUGCACUCAUCGCGAGUCCUCCAACAAGAAAGAGUUUCCUACGUUCGCCAGAACCAGACCACCGGAUACCCAAAUCUCGAAAUCGGUCGUUUCCGUGCUGAUGGCAUUCAAUUGGACCAAAGUGACGUUCAUGUACAUGAAUUCUACGCUGUUCGAGUUCAAUAAGAUGUCCACGAUCGCGGAGACGAUUUUGUCGUCGUUCGAGGCUGCAGGCGUGACGGUAAACUUUCUUCGUUGUUGGGAAGAACCGUAUCACGUCACACACAUGACCAAUCCGUUCCACGAGCACGUCAGCGAGACGUAUCGAGAAACGCGAAUUUACGUGAUUCUAGGCAAUUAUUACGAGCACAUGGGUCUGCUGAUGGCUUUGGACGAAAAGAAGCUAUUGGAAAAAGGGGAAUACUGGGUGGUCGGCGUCGACAUCGAACAGUACGAUGAGAAACGACCGGACAAGUACUUCCGUGGUUUAUGGCAGAAAAAGACAAACUCAUCGAUUUUGAGAGCGUAUCAAAGCUACUUCAGCGUGGUCGCAACCGCGCCGAAUUACUCCAAGAAUUUCACCAGCCGAGUGAACGAGUACAGACAAAAGCCACCCUUCAACUUCAGCAACCCCCUCGCUAACGUCGGUGGAAUCGUUCAGAUCGUGCCAGAAACGGCGUAUCUUUAUGACGCGGUGCAUCUCUACGAGAGAUCGUUGCUGAAAGCCCUGGACGAGAAUCGUGAUCCACGAAAUGGUCGAGAAAUGGUGGCAACUCUUUACGGCGUUCAUUAUCGAAGCGCCAUGGGGUACAUGGUUUAUAUGGACGAAAACGGAGAUGCUGAAGGCAAUUACACUCUGAUUGCGUUGGACAAUCGGCCGACAAAAGGACACGGUUUAUACCCUAUAGCGUAUUUCGUGGGGAAAGAGAACGGCACGAACCUGCCAAAACUCCGAUUGACCAGAGAUAUUUCGUGGGUCAGCGAUGGGCCACCUAUCGCGGAACCUCAUUGCGGAUACCACGGCGAGAAAUGUAAAUCUCACACGGGAGAGAUCGUGGGUGGAAUAGCAGGAGGAUUUCUACUGAUCAUCGCGGCGGUACUCCUGGUGCUGUACAGAAACUGGAAGUACGAACAGGAACUGGACUCGCUAUUAUGGAAGGUGAACUACAAAGACAUUCAGAUCAAAGAGCAGAAAGACGAUUCGGCUGGAGUCAACGAGGCGCCUACCAAAUGCAAUAGCAAGACGACGACCCAGCCUAUCGUGAGGACCAGUCAAGUCUCUCUAAGCUCAAAUCCAGACGCUGAUUUCCGAUAUUCUAUGAUUUACACGCAAAUUGGCGUCUACAAGGGGCGGAUAUUCGCGGUGAAGAAAGUCCGCAAGAAAUCGAUCGAGAUCACCCGCGAGAUGAAAAAGGAGCUGAAAGUGAUGCGUGACUUACGACACGAUAAUUUGAACGCUUUCAUCGGCGCCUGUACCGACCCACCGAACAUAUGCAUCGUGGUCGAAUAUUGUGCACGCGGCAGUCUCAAGGACAUUUUGGAGAACGAAGAUAUGAAGCUGGAUAACAUGUUCAUGGCGUCCUUGGUCGGCGAUAUAAUAAGAGGUAUGAUCUAUUUGCACGAGUCUGUGAUUAAGUAUCACGGCGCGUUAAGUACGUCGAAUUGCCUGGUGGAUUCACGAUGGGUCGUGAAAUUGGCUGAUUUUGGACUGUACGAAUUUAAAAAGGACGCUGAAUGUGAGCCAUGCGAUGUGAUGAAGAAAUAUCAUGGUUUGCUGUACCGAGCACCCGAAUUAUUGAGAUUCUCUAAAAGCCAAGAACCAACGGCUCGUGACUACCAAAGAGGGGACGUUUAUUCCUUCGGGAUAGUAUUGUACGAACUUCAAGGACGACACGGUCCAUUCGGAAUUAUGGAACUAUCCGAUUCGGAGAUACUGAAGAAGGUGAUCGCGAAUGAACCCGACACCGAGCCGUUCAGACCACCGUUGGGCCAAUUGGAGAACUGUUUCCAGUUCGUGCGGGAGUGUCUGAUAGAGUGCUGGGCCGAGGAUCCUGAGGCACGUCCGGACUUCAAGGUGAUAAGGAACAAACUGAGGCCACUGAGGAAGGGCAUGAAGCCAAACAUAUUUGACAACAUGAUGGCCAUGAUGGAGAAAUAUGCGAAUAAUCUGGAAGCGCUGGUCGACGAACGGACGGACCAAUUGACGGAGGAGAAGAAAAAAACAGACGCGUUGCUUUAUGAAAUGUUACCACGAUACGUUGCCGAGCAAUUAAAGCGAGGACACAAAGUCGAAGCUGAAAAUUUCGACUGCGUCACCAUAUAUUUCAGCGACAUCGUCGGAUUUACCGCCAUGUCCGCCGAGAGUACACCUUUGCAGGUGGUGGACUUUCUCAACGAUUUGUACACCUGCUUCGAUUCCACCAUCGAGAAUUACGACGUGUACAAAGUUGAGACUAUCGGAGAUGCUUAUAUGGUGGUAAGCGGUCUACCUAUACGAAACGGUAUUCAGCACGCGGGAGAAAUUGCCGGUAUGUCCUUGUGCCUGCUGGAUGCCAUUAAACAAUUUACCAUUCGACAUAGGCCGCUGGAUAAGCUGCAACUUCGAAUCGGUAUACAUUCCGGGCCCGUGUGCGCCGGUGUCGUGGGUCUAAAAAUGCCCCGUUACUGCCUGUUUGGCGACACCGUGAACACAGCCAGUCGAAUGGAAUCUACAGGUUCGCCAUUAAAAAUUCACUGCAGUAGCGAAACGAAGCAGCUACUAGAUCAGCUCGGUGGAUUCAGGGUGAUGGAAAGAGGCCUGGUAUCCAUGAAAGGAAAAGGCGAACGUCUGACCUACUGGUUGAUAGGCGAGGAUCCGAUGUUGAGGGAAAAACGAACCAGAGAGCGGGAAAAUCGACGGAACGGUUACGAAAGGAAGAACAGCAGCACGAAUCCUCUGAUACCGCGAAGUUCUUUAAAAAACAAGUCCCUAGUGAGGUCCACCUUCAUCAGGUGUUCCAGUGAAUCACCGAAACGUCUACGUUUCGCCAGCUCCGAUCAGCUGGACCAGAAGUGUUCCCGAACGAACAGCCAAUUAGAAGCAAUAGCCGACAACAGUCCGUGCAAACCGAAUAUCUCUUGUGCAAACAGACUGUCGUGCGUGGAAAAUUGGAGAUCUUCCAGUAAUUCUUGUCCGUGCGUGGAACAGUUGGGGGAGCAAGAAACACCGAUAGACCCGAAGGUAUUGACUCAAAAUCGGCUGCAACCAGACGUUAGAAAUCCACCGGUUCCUAACAGCUGGGGUAUCGGAAACGAGCCGUAUUUCCCGCGAACGGGGGCCAAGAACUUCCGUCUUGGAUCGAGCGGAAUCACAGAGACAACUUGUCGUUCGGCACCCAGCAGUCCCAGACACAGUACUCUGAUCUUAAAUUGUCAGAAGAGAGCGGCACAGUCGAACGAAGAGAUUGACGGAUGGGAUGCUACUGCACCACUGAUUUAUUAUCCGACAGGACGAUUGGAUUAAGGAACUCUCGUCGGCUAUUGAAGAAUUUUAUACGUUCAUUUCGGCUACGACCUGCUCGUCUCGAGCUUAAUCGUAGAACAGUGUUCAUACUGAUCAUGAUCAAAAUACGGUGCUGGCAGAUUGAAGGCCAUCAGAAACAGUGAACAGAAUUUUAGCUGGUGUGAUUGUUUUGAAUUUGUGAUUGGUUUUUCAGUUCACACGGUUCCUCGUUGAUUAAGGAAAUUCAAGGUAGGACGUAUCGAUUGGAAUCUUAUUAUCUGGACGAUCAUUGUUCAAUAUCCUUCGAUCGGAAUGAAAUCACACCAAGAUUUUAUUCCUUAACCCUUUCGCUACUAAAAGUUACUAGCUACUGAUCGAAGAAAUAAUGAAUAAACUUAAUUAAGUAGAAUUUACUACACGUAGGAAUAAUAUCUUUCAAUUGAUAUUAUCAUAGCGAAAGGGGUAACACGAUCAUUUUUCAUACAUCCAUUCUAAUCGAUGUUUCAUCGAACAAUUCAACAGACUGCGAUUGGUCAAUUAACGAACGAACAAUUAACCGGUGAGCAGCAUACGAUUUUAAAUUAUGACUUCCUCCUCGCUCGAAGUACACGUUGUACCAAAGCACACCGCACGUACAAACCAAGAUACCUAACAGACGUAUUUAUAUACAUUAUUUAUAGCAUAUGUAACUUGUGCACUGAAAGCAGCACGUCGUAACGGUAUAUUCCACGCAUUAGCUUAGACAAUCAAGAAGGCUCGUGCUUUUUAUUCUACGUAAGUGUCACUCUAGUCAAUUUGUUUUAGUUCGAACGCACGGUUUUCCUUCGAAUUGAAAAAUGGAAAAAUGAAAAAAAAAAGAAUUUAAUCCACCUCAAGAAAUAUCCUAACUUACCCUAUAGUAUUUAACCGUACUAUUUACCGCCGGCGUUUUUUUUUUUAGUACUUAAGGCAAUUAUUUAUAGAGUAAUAUAUAACAAUGACGAUUUGAAACGUACUUAUGAAUCGUUAUGAAACUAUUUCACGAUAAUGUGUAUCUUCCGCUUAAGAAAACCGAUCUAUCGUAAACGCGACACCGCGGGGAAACAUGUGUAAAUUUAAUUAUCCAUCUUCGAAAUAAAGAAAUCAUUAACGAACCACGAUUAUUUUCCUAUCGAGGGUGAAACAAAGGUCCAAGAUCAUUGCGGUGCUUAUGGUUCUUUUUCUCCCGUUCAAGUGCAACGUCUCUCAUCGACGCGACGGUUGAAACGAAAGCACACGAGCACGAUGCGUGAUGAAACGAUGGUGAUAACGCACCGAGGUUCAUUAAAUUAUUAACAACGAAGAAAUUAAUUGAACGCCAGCCGAGAAACGCAUCUUUCUCUCCUAUGACCAGUUUAUCUGGCGGUGCACGGCUGAACGGCGCGGCAACGCGAGGAGAUCAUCGUGAAAAAUUGGAAAAAAUCGAUCAAAGUCGAUCGUGUCUGAGAGUGUUGGACGAUACACAAACACGAAUGCCCGAUUAAAAUUUACCGAUCAGUCUUUCCAGUCGUGGAUCUUGUGGGACGUUUUAUCGAGCUUAAACGUUUCGAACGAGCAGUACCGAGCGCGUCGAAGAAAGUCUAGUUGCGGUCAUUCAGGGAUGUUAAAAAUCCGCUCGUAUUUUAAACUCGUCGCGAAAUCGCGUCACGUUCUGACAAUCUGUCAAGUUUGUCUGUCGAUUCGUGUUAUAAAUUAGAUUAGAAAGUCCUAGCGUCUGGAUGGAAUAACAAAAGGGGAAGUAACGUUUAACGAUCCCGGCAUACCCGUCAACGUUCCAUUCCAUUUGAAACGCGUGACAGUACUGUUACGUUUAUUUAUAACGAACGUACGGGGUCGCGCGCCAUCCCGAUCGCGAAAACUAUAACUAAAGCCGUUAGUGGCUCGACGG